AUGUCUGAACGGAAUCCCUGGGAGCUCUUACAUUACAGACUUAAAAUUGCCGUAGUAGAUCCCCCCAUACUCACUAACCUCUCCCUCAAAAAACGUUUUCCCGGCAAAUCAGACGCCAUAGCAGAGUUAAUCUUGUGCACUCUCUGCAACUCAAUCAUCCUUCUAAGUCGGAUUGCUGAACACUUCCGUGUGCGUCACAAGAAGAUCAGUACACCUUCGGCGGAUUCAUGUCCUGUAGUCUUUACGUCGAAUUCGGAUUCAGAGUGCAGUCUUUCAUCUAAACACUCCAAAGACCUCUUCUCUUACUCCUCAAGCUCUACAAAUCUGGGACCCUCUGACACCUAUCGACAAGACAUGCUGCAAGAGUGCUUUCCACAAAGCUGGAAUCACGAUGAUGAUUGUGAACAAACGCCAAGACUCUUUAAUGUCUCCGAUUCUUUUAAAUCCGUCAAUAAUGUUUCGAAUGUUGAGAUUCCAGUAGAUGUUCCGCCUUCCAUUGACGAGGUUGAUAAUGUCAAAAUAGAGGAAGGAAAUAAUACCUCCACAGCACCAGACUUCUUUGACUUCUACGACAUUUUUCCUGACACCUCAGAGCUCUAUGAUGACACAAAUGCCAGUAACAAUGGUGUCGCUGCCACCAUUACCAACAACAAUGACAUCAACUUCGCUGACCUAAAGGAUUCAAACGUCUACUUUAAUGAUCUUUUGCAUUCCACUCAAGGCGGUGAAAUCGGUAAGACCUCUACAGUGGUCCCACACCACGAUCAGACAGUCACGCAACCGAUGAACACUUACCUCUCAACCCUGAACGAGUCGGAGUCAUACCUAACCGUGGGUCGUUCAGAAACUUUUGACUGUCACUCGCACACUCUGGAGACUCCGUCGCCCGAUUUUUUCACCCUUCCUUCCGCUUCCUCCUCCUCUACCUAUUCAGUGGAUUCUAGUGUCUUCAACAACACGGAUGCCGCGUCUUCGCAAUGUUUAAAUACCUGCUUCCCUGACCAGUCUGUAUACGCUAAAAACUAUGAGAUAAAGUCGCCACCUACUGUUAUGCCAAUCUUGGUGCGGUUUAGCAAUACAACUCCUGCACGUAUUCAUGGUGAAAAUGACGUGGAGGUGGAACAGGCCGUCGCAUCCAUUGUCAAUCUAGACGAGCAACCGACAGACAAGAAGAUCAGCGAAAAUAAGUCAGCACCUGGACAGCCCACGGACGAACAAAAACCAACGGUCGUCCCCGAUCAUUCUGCUUCUAAUGGCUGGGUAGAGAACACAGCUGUAGGUGGUGGGACGGCUGAUAUUGACUGGGAGAUAUGGGAUUCGUUGGAGCUGCCCGCUUGUGACUACAUCGAGGGAGAUACUAGUGAAAGUCUACCAUUACUCAAACCGAAUGAUCUACUUUCCAGUUUAGAACCUUAUCUCCCCGAAUCCAACGAGUCACAGACACCUUUUGAAAUGUCUGUGCCUUUGGAGGCCUGUCAACUUCAUCAACAACAACAGCAACAGCGGGAACAGCAACGGGAGCAAACGCAGGUCACACAGACGGUUUUCCCUGUUGAACAAUCCGUUGUAGUGGCCGUGACUACUAGCGAGCAGCAGAUAGUCAAACCCACACCCUCAGCAACCGAUUCAAAGUCCACGAAGGGCGAGAACAGUUCUCGGUCCAGGCGAUCUAUGGAUUCUCUGAAUGGCUCCCUUCCGCUGCACUUGUGGCCCUUCGAUCCGCGUCUACAUUGUGGUGUUCAACGUGAUGGAACGGUGUGUCGACGAAGCCUUCUCUGUAAGGUGAGUUGCGUCCCCUCCCCCUUCGGCCUAAAUUACCCAAUCCUUGACCUGGAAGUCGGCGCAAGUGCUCCGCGUCUAGACAGACAGCCUUUCACCCUCUCCUUCGACAUUCAGAAUCGGCGAGACCUUAAGGGUUAG
Molecule: messenger RNA, 1920 nt
Organism: Echinococcus granulosus
Lineage: Eukaryota; Metazoa; Platyhelminthes; Cestoda; Cyclophyllidea; Taeniidae
Exons: 6
Coding region: 1-1920 (639 amino acids)
Source: RefSeq, a predicted model, not a curated record